Messenger RNA from Fonsecaea erecta, 1113 nucleotides. RefSeq lists its product as hypothetical. Bases 1 to 1113 code for a protein of 370 amino acids. Gene Ontology annotation, biological process: DNA repair; DNA damage checkpoint signaling. NCBI's taxonomy places the organism in Eukaryota, Fungi, Ascomycota, Eurotiomycetes, Chaetothyriales, Herpotrichiellaceae. The transcript has a single exon. The record is from RefSeq and is a predicted model, not a curated record. Gene Ontology annotation, cellular component: checkpoint clamp complex.
AUGUCCGGCCCUCCCAUAUUCACUGCAGUAUCUACAUCUGCUAGGCAGUUGUAUCUGUUGCUUCGGUGCAUUGCCUUCUCCCAGCGGGCGGAGGUCGAGAUCACCCAACAAGGAAUCAAAUUCUCUGUCGAGGAAGCUCGAGUCGUCCAAGGCCUGACCUUUCUCGACAAAGCCCUGUUCUCGUCGUACAAUCUGAGACUCACAGAUGAAAAUCAUUCGCUGCCCACCUUUUCAGUCUCAAUUGUUGCUCUUCUUGAAACACUCCAAAUAUUUGGCAUCGCUGAAGCUUCCACCUCAGCUCGUAAUCCCUACGGUGGAUUUUCAUCGUCGUACGGAAACGCCUUCAACACCCCGGCUCUGGCACUCGGAGGCACAUGUCGAAUUUCAUACCAAGAGGCUGGCGCACCGCUCACUAUCACCAUUCAGGAGGGAUCAGUCACCACAACAUGUGAGAUGAACACAUACCAAGCUCAUGAUGAGUAUGGUGACGAUGGCGGAAUCCCUUUGGACCGGAACGCGCUUUGUUUGAAAGCCAUCAUGCGGAGUACUUGGCUGAGUGAUGCCAUUGGAGAGCUCUCAGGUACCAACCCAACUGUUCUUGCGAUCAACGCGUCAAGCCGCUCUGCUCCUUUCUUUUCAUUAGAGGGUGAAGGGGGUCCAUUUGGCGAUAGUACUGUGGAUUUUAUGCCCGAGUCGAAGCACGAGCCUACUCCCAGCGGACCGAGAGCAAAGAAGCAGCCCUUGGUCACGGAAACAUUUUCGGUGGUUGCACCAUCUGGAAGCCACGGCAGGGUCUGCCAGAAAUACAAGUUCGACAUGAUCAAGAGGGCGGGGAGGGCCAUGGCCUUGGCCAGCAAAGUCAGCAUUCGUCAAGAUCAACAAGGAGUACUUAGCCUGCAGUUCAUGAUUGACUUGGGGGACGGUGCUAAUGCCGGCCUACGACGAGAUGACGGUACGGCCGUCAAUGCACCACCUACACCUGGCAGUGUCGCGUUUGUUGAUUUUAGAUUUGUUCCACUCCUGGAUGAUGACGAGGAGGCCGGAAGCAGUGCCGAGCUUGAGGAUGAAACGUCUGAAGACCUGGACCUGGAACCAGACAAUGGAAGUCCUUGA